Molecule: messenger RNA, 120 nt
Organism: Funneliformis caledonium
Lineage: Eukaryota; Fungi; Glomeromycota; Glomeromycetes; Glomerales; Glomeraceae
Source: the annotation of a GenBank genome assembly
AUGAAUACGCCAUUAUAUAUAAGUAAAAUGGAUUGGGAUUUUAAAACAGGUUUUGCUACACUUAUAGCAAAAUGUUAUACAUCAGAUGUUGAAACUGUAUCUGGUCUCCGAAUUUCGUGA